AUGCCAUUCGAAUUUCUAUUGAGCAAUCACAACAUCACACGUGAUGACGUGAUGAGAUUCAGUGCAAAAGAUGCGAUAAGGAACGGGUACUGGAGUCACGAAGAACUACAACUGAUCGUGUUAGGCUCUUUGUUACUUUUUAUAAUCUUCACGUUUGUGAUGGUGGCAACUAUGGAUUGCGUGAAACAACACUGCUGUAAAUGUUUGUGGCGACAACGUGUUGGUGACAAGUGGAAAGGUUUACUGUCCCGUAUUUCCAAGAACAGCAACCAUAUCGACGCGGUUGUGCCAAUCGAUAGGAUUUGUUGA
This is a messenger RNA of Necator americanus (New World hookworm), 309 nucleotides long. RefSeq lists its product as uncharacterized. The coding region runs from base 1 to 309 and encodes 102 amino acids. The transcript is spliced from 3 exons. Lineage: Eukaryota; Metazoa; Nematoda; Chromadorea; Rhabditida; Ancylostomatidae. The record is from RefSeq and is a predicted model, not a curated record.